AUGUCAGAAGCACUCAAAACAGCCACGACCGACCUUUCCAGUUUAGGUCGAGUCGGCCAUCGACUGGCCAUGUUGGACAGUUCAGCCAAAUUGCAAUCCGUCCUGGACAAACUGUUGGCUCGAUUGUUGGAUCGGAUUGGCAAGAAUCACAAGCAGCAACAAGUGGAAAGUGAUCCAAAACUGGCGGAUGUCCUCUCGAAAAUGCAUGCCAAAUUGGUCGAAAUUCUGUCCCAUGCGAUGAAACGAAUACGGGACGAUCGAAGUGUCAAGUUGAAUUGUGCUUCUAUUUUGAGUUUAUUGCUGUUGAACGAUGAAGAAAUAAGCGAUGACAAAACAGCACGAAAGGCGGAUCCGUUUGUGGAUCCAUUCACGUUGAAUCUAUCACUCACCUUUUUGACAUUGGGAAUACCAAGAUGUGAUGAAACGGAAUUGAAAGAACUCUUGCCAGGUUUGAUUGUAUUGCAUGGACACUACGCCAGUCGAGUACUGGCGACUGACAACAAUGCUACUACACGUUCCCAUUGGCAUCAAAUAUCACAUUUACUGAUACGAGCAUUAGAAGCGACCAUGGAAUAUCACAACAAUGAUAAACAACAAGUGUCCAAAAAGGCUCGACUUUCUAGUAGUUCCACCACGACAACAACCACAACAACACUGCCUUCGGAAAUGAUGGCUGGUGGAACUCUCAAACCAAAAAAUGGAGAUACUACUGCGACACCCGUACGCUUGUUCAUGCAAACCAUUCAUCAAGCAUUGUCCAAGGAUCCCAUAGCUGCUGCGGCACUCUACGAUUUGUUGUUGGACCUACUCUUCUUUCAGCCAACGGCUCCCAACUCGGUGCCUCCCGCGGGAUGCUCGGAAGCGGGACAGCAGCGAGUUUUAUCGAACAAAAGUUGGGUCCAAGAAAUGACAUCGCCCGCACGAUUGUCUCUUUUGAAAACUCGGAUGCUCGAAUGGAUGGCACCCACCUUGUCGACCUGUCUGUUUCCAGAAGUUCCGGCUCGGACCUGCACUCUACUAUUGGUGGCGAGUGGCAGUAGUCAACUACAACAAGUCUCCAAUCAAGCAAGCCUGUAUUUGAAACACUUUCGAGACGAUGCGGGCCAACAUCCGGAUCGGGGAAUGACCAACACCAGUAAUAUCAGUCUCAUUUUGGAGAUUCUGACCCUUUGUGUCGGUUCCAACAAUGCACUCUUGGCGCUUUCAGGAUCAUCAUCAUCUUCUUCUUCAGUGCCAUCAUCUCUUGGCUUGGAUCACUCCAGUGCUGCCAAUCCAAUGCCCUUUCGACGGAGAAUGGUGUCGGAUAGUCCGUUUGCGGCAAUGAUGAUUCAUAUGGAAAAGAUCCUGACAGAGUCUCCUCAAUUGUUUCACUCGUCUCCCACCAUUAUGGAACAGAUUGGGAGUCUUUCGCUGCUGGCAUCCUCAAAGAUGCUAUCCAAACUACGGACAUCUUCCGGAUUGACAGCACUCAAGGGGAAACCAUAUGUCAGCGCGGCCCAAGUUUUGAAUGCACUCGUGGUGAGGUGCUUGUCCACAAUGGAAACGAACACGGUCGAAAUACCAGUCCAGACUCUAAACCGCAUCCAGUCACUCAUGGCCAAAGUCAUGGCAUUGGCCUGUACGUCGUUGUCGACCACCAUUGUCGGGACAACAUCAGGUUCUACCAUCACACAGACGGCGAGUAGCGAAGGGAACCAAUCCGUGCGGGAUGCCUUGUAUGGAAUUAUUUGUUUGCUGUCUCGUUCCACAAUCAUUGUGAACGAACCAGCCUCGUGGCUGUUUGCAUUGGGCAAGGAACAAAACGAUGAAGCCUCCUCGUAUAAGAUGAACGUUGACACGACGGUUCUUUUAUUCGCCUGUGUGGCCAAGGAAGAACAAGCCCUCUUGCCACGUGCGACAGCCGCAUUGGAUGCAGUCCUUGCUGCCUAUUGUCGGAUUGCCAAUCAGGACGAAUCGUCAUCAGCAGUAGUGAGUCAACAAGGAACUGAACAAGACAAAGGAGCUACUAGUACGGCACCACCACCAUCAGCACAAGUGGACAAUCCUUGGAUGACGCUUACUACAACUGCGUCGCCAGAUGUUGGAAUGGAAAGCGAUGUAACAAGAACAGCAGCAGCAGCAAACGUGGACUCGGAACAAAAAUCACAGCUUGCCAAGUUGCUGCUUCCAAUUCUUUGGGGAGCGUGUUUGCCAUCGCAACCAAAGCCAAGUCGUCUAGCAGCGAGUCGUUGGUCCAGCGAGCUUGUGCGGAUCUUGGAUUUGACAAAUGCCUGUCACAUCCUUUGCUUUCUGACUGGUGACAAGGAUGCUUCCGUUGCUUCCAUUGCACGACGUGGUCUUGGUCUAGAUGAUUCGUUGGAGUUGUACGUUAGUCAGGAGGUUGGUGGAUCACAGGAGAACGAACAAGAGGAUUCACAUUUUGGAGAGUUUUCUCUCUUGACUGAUUUGUUACUGGUCAAAACGGAAUCAACAGGCGGAGCCUGGAGGCCCAAUUUCUGGGAAUUCAGUCCCAAAGGCAAGGCGACAUCCAUUUCGUAUCUGUUACAAUGCUUGUUGCAUGAUUUGUAUGGUGGUGAUGACGAUGCCAUCUAUUCGUAUUUGGACGCAGUGACAAAGUCGCUAUCUCAAGUUUCCAAUAAGGGUCGACAAUAUACUGAGCUGCUUGAUCAGAGCUCAGCAUCUUUGGCAAUAUGCAUGUCCACUUCAUCAGAAGCACGAAAAAUUAUGUUUGGUGCGAAUGACAAACUUGAGUUAUCUAUGCAACUUGACGAUCUUCAAAAGUUGGCCUUGACUUCAUCGUCGUCGAGAGCCUGUCAAGAUCUUGCCGCGGCUUGUGGAUCAAUCUAUGGCGACGUGGAAAUGUGGGGAAAAGACAAAUGGUCAGACUCAAUUGUUGGGCUCAUGGAAAGCUGCUUGAAGCUUUUGAAUGGGUCCACGGACGGCCGUGGACACUCUCAUGGUGCUGCUUUUCUUGCGGCUACCUGUGUCCAGCAAAUCCGGUUGAAUCCUGACAUGACUUCGUCCGACAAAGGUUGGACCUUGGCGUCCCAAAUUCUUACGCUGUUGGGCAAUGGCACGCUGAUCUCAGAUGAUUUGAUUUCUCGAGCAUACAUCGACUCCCUCUCGGUUGCCCUGUCCUCUCAGUCUCGAAACACGGAUUCACCCCAGUUUGACGCUCGAAUCUAUGAUGGGGCGACGGCCGCCCUUUCUGGUCUAUCUGCCGCUUUGAAGAAGUUCAGUGGCGACUCAAACACUGAUGUCUCAAGGGCAGCAAAAGCCACUGUUGCUAUCGGCGCUUGCCUUGAAGCAACCAUACCAUCGUCUGGAAAGCAAUCCGAGAAAGAUAAAUUACACGGUGCUCGACUCCAAUGUGUCGAAGUUGUCAUAUCGUUGCUGGGAUCCGCGGCGUAUCGAAAAGACGAAGAGAUAGCUUUGCAGGCUGGAGAGGCGUUGGCAGCAUAUGCAUGGGUUCCAAAAAGUAUGGUCUGGGAGACCAAAAGUUCCGAAUCAUGGCCAGAAACUUUGGAUACGGAGUUUGCCAAAUCGCUACCACCGCAUCAACAGACUAUUUAUUUGCUUCUUCGAGGAUCCAAAUUGUCUUCCAACCCAUUGAAGCGGACCGCUUAUGCUCCUGUCAUGCUAGCUCUAGUGGCGCGGGCAGCGGCCAAGGUCAACAACGACCCAACCUAUGGCAAAACUGCCUUGGUACAAGAACUAUGCCUUCAUCUCGAUGACUUUCAGUCUGCAUUUAUUUCCAUUCUUUCUGAUCCGAAGAGCAAGCAUCUCUGUCGAGAAAGUUGUUGCCUUGGUCUUGCUGCGUGUCGAAGCAUUGCAAAGCUCUCGGAUCGUGGCAACGAAGUAAACACACAGCUUCUUCAUGCAUUUGGGCAAACGACAAACUACGGAAGCAGCGCAAUGCAAGAAACCCAAAGCCAAGCAGCUCUUCGCCGUGCACAAGAAAGCUCAUCUGAAAACCGAAAUGGAGAAGCACUCGCAGAAGCCAUCGGUAUUGAGCCCGAGGUCGGAGGGGCAGCUGGUGUUUCGGAGGCUUCGCUUGGUGCCUACAGAGAGAUGGCAGAGGCAGCAGUUGCUCUUGGUCGACCGGAUGUCUUGUAUGCACUCUUGUUGCUUUCUGUCACGCAUCCAAUUUGGUCGUCCAAGCUUGGUAGAGAGAGAUAUGGACCUUCCGCCUUAUUGGGCGAAAAUUCAAUCCUUGGAAGCCGAACAAAUGCUCUGGAACUGCGACAGGCUUUGCGCCCACAUCUUGGUAAAAUUAUGCCCCGAUUGCUCCGUGCAUCCCAUGACCCAAACAAAGAAACCCGUGAAAAGAUGCAGAAUCUUUGGAACGGACUGACUGGGGGCGGUGCUGAUGCGCGAAAUGCCAUUUCGGAGCAUUUGCUUCCAAUCAUCGACAGCUUGAUCAAAGAUACGUCGCACAGGCUCUGGCGAGCACGUGCAGGUGCAACUGGUGCACUCGCAAAAGUGUUAGUUGGUCGUUCUUGGACUGAUUUAGGAGGAGGCCCAGCUGUCCUUGAUGAUGACGACAUUCUUUCGAAUUCUGUGACCAAAACUGCAGGAAUCCGACUAUUGAAACUCUGGAAUAUUGCGAUGCGAUCUCUUGAUGACGUACGGGCUGCUGUCAGAGAGAAUGGUGAGACUUUAGCUAGAGGGCUUCGGAGCCUAACAGUACGGCUGUGUGAUCCAUCGGCGAGUGAAGAUGCUACGAAAGAAGUAGUUGAUAAGAAGUCCCAUGCACGAGACUCAGCUGCUGCAGCUGCCACAUCUUUGCGGUGGCUCAUCAAACACGGGCUCAAUCAGCCUUGUGCAGAAGCUGCUGGUGUGGCCAUGUCAUGCUUGGUUGGGGUGAUUUCUGUUGUCAAUCAUUCGAUUCUUCAGCCGCUUGUGCCCGACUUGCUUCGAUCGUUACUUCUUGCUAUGUCCAGUCUUGAACCAGCAGCUCUUAACUAUUUUCAGGUUCGCGCGGCAGGCCAAGGGACUGGCGCGGGAAGCUCAUUUGGAGAGAUUGAAAGGCUUCGCCUUCAAGUUUCUCAAACUGGCCCCCUUGCUGAGGCAGUGAUGAAACUUCUAGAAAUGGUUCCUCAGCUAGAUUGGGAUGUGCAACAAGCAGUCAUUCCACAAUUGAAUAGUGCUCUUCGGCAAUCAAGUGGUUUUACUACAAGAGCUGCUGUCGCUGAUGCAUGCACAACCCUUUGCAACUCUUGUCCCCGCGCAUUCAAAUUUACUGGAUCCAAUAGUACGAAUCCAUCUGUGGGUUUACUUCAUGGUUUCUUUCACGGGGCAGAGCGUGAAGCAGGUACCAACUCUAGAAACAAGAUGGUCCACGCAUUUGGAAGCUUGGCUGCUCUUUGUCCUGGUUCAAGUGUCAGAACACUAGCUCUUCGUGCUUGCAACAACUACAAUAGGGCUACAGGAGCGAAUCAUGAUCCUGCUGUGCGAUUGUCAGCGGCGAUCAUAUUGCGAGCCAUUGCCGUUCGAGCGCAAGACCAGUUUGCAGAUGGCGGCAGCAAUAAUGUAUGGUGCAACAAAGUUCUCCCUGUCAGCUUUAUUGGAAUGCGGGACACGGACAAAAAAAUUGCGCAGCUUUGGAAAGAGGUAUGGGACGACGGGGGUGCAGCGGCUAGUCUGGCGGAAGCGGUUGGUGACUUUGGAACGGUGCUUGAAGAAAAGUUGUUGUUGGAGCUGGUGAAAGAAUGCAGGAAAGCAUUGGCAGAUGUGUCUUGGUCAAGACGAGCAUCUGGUGCCUCUGCCUUAAAGGAACUUGCAGCCAAUCAAAUAUUGGCGCCAUUGGCAAAUCGGAAAGUUUUAGACAAAACCGAUUUGGAUGAACAAAGAUCAAAGAGACGCCGAAUUGCGUGUCACCUAGCACUAGACUCCCUUGUGAACGUCUUGUCUAGCCCAAGGUUGUGGUCUGGGAAAAACGAAGUUACGAAUGCAGCCGUGAGAAUCGCCUCAAACUGGACAUCAGCAGCCGAGAAUGAGUCGAGCCCGUUGAUGAUGAAAGUCCAAUCAAGUGACGAUCUUUUUGUUGGCGAUGACUGGUUUAAACAGAGCCACGAAGAUACCAUAGAGGAAGAUGAGAAUGAACCAAGUGAGACCGCCAAACAGAGUCCCCAAGCGGAACCAUCAGCAAGUGACAUAAGUGAUAUGGAAACGAAUGCUCCGGACGACAAUCAGGAAGACACUGUUAAUUUGGUGCCUGUAAACUUCCUUGGCUUCUGCCGAUUGCUACUGGUUCAAGGUUUUCCCUCGGCAAGAAGCUGCAUUGCUGUCUCGGACGAAGAGAUAUUGCCAUACCGAGCUGGAGCACUGGGAUCAUUCAAGAAUCUUCUGGAUAGCCUUGGAUCUACUCUACACGAUGAUGCCUUGCGCAAGAGAGUGUACGAAAUUACAUCUGAAAAGCUUGUUUCAGUUUUCAACAUUGAUUUUGAUGCUUCAAAGGGGAAAAGCAAAGAGCCGCCAUUGGUAGUGGCGCGAUCCUUAGACUGUUACGGUGCUUCACUUUGGAGGCGUGUCGGAAGCGAAGACGACGAGGUUGAUGAUGUGGUCUCGGCAAAAAUCCUCUUGCACUGCCUUGAGCAUCCCGCGUGGACUGUGCGAGAGGCCGCUGCAAUGUGCGGUGUAUCACUCGUUUCAAAUAGUGACGACUCGGUACUCUGCAAGUUUGAUUUCCUAUCGCUGAUUGAAUCCAUUGUCACCAAAGCAAUGAAGGAUCGCAAGUUUUGGCGAGUUAGGCUAGCUGGAAUGAAACUGCUUCAUUCACUGGUCACACGCGUUCCGAAAGGAGCACGGACGAGUACACGUACAGGUGUGGAACUGAAGGAUACGACUGUAACGAGUCAAGAGAUUCUGGAGUCAGUUCUCCCUCACAAAGAAGCCAUCGUACUUCUUGCGAAAAGAUCCUUUAGUGAUCCAGAGGCAAAGGUGACCGCGGUCGCCAGCGAGGUUGUGAAAGAUAUGGCUUGGUGGCCGUAG
This is a messenger RNA of Cylindrotheca closterium, 6993 nucleotides long. The record is from the annotation of a GenBank genome assembly. NCBI's taxonomy places the organism in Eukaryota, Bacillariophyta, Bacillariophyceae, Bacillariales, Bacillariaceae.